This is a messenger RNA of Jatropha curcas, 593 nucleotides long. RefSeq lists its product as uncharacterized. Lineage: Eukaryota; Viridiplantae; Streptophyta; Magnoliopsida; Malpighiales; Euphorbiaceae. The record is from RefSeq and is a predicted model, not a curated record.
GAUAGGUUUUCAGAACUAAUAUACCGGUUAUUAUCAAAAUUCAUUUGGUUGCAUAUCAUUGGAGCAUCCUAAGCGUUCUGUCUCCAUCGCUAGCCUGGCUUCGCAUGAUUCCGAAACAGCAAAAAAUAUCCAUAUUUAUACAUUCACUCCUCUGCUCUGCACCACAACUUUUUAUUCCCUCCUCGACUCUUUCUUUCUCUGUGUCUUGUCUUCCUGUCCGUGUCUAUUGUGUCUGUACAGUUUCAGUAUCAAUCAUACCAUGAAAGUACUAUUACUUCUACUUCUACUAAUUCUUCAGCUAAUCGAUACCGCUUCAGGGGAAUUCCAUUUCCGGCCGGCGGAGCCGACGGAGUACCGGUUAAUUAAUACGACGGAGCUAAGAAGAAGGUUAGCAGAACCUUACCAGCUUUGUUUAGUGUGCAAGUGCUGUGCCGGCGCCACCACCUGUGCCACCAUGUCUUGCUGCUUUGGUAUCGACUGUCAGCUUCCUAAUAAGCCAUAUGGGGUUUGUGCUUUUGUACCUAAAACUUGUAAUUGUACCUCUUGUGCUGCUUAGUGCUUAAUUUUUCAUUUCAAAACUGCUUGUAACUCAA